Molecule: messenger RNA, 1730 nt
Organism: Sphaeroforma arctica JP610
Lineage: Eukaryota; Ichthyosporea; Ichthyophonida
Exons: 6
Coding region: 1-1065 (354 amino acids)
Biological process (GO): spliceosomal complex disassembly
Cellular component (GO): spliceosomal complex
Source: RefSeq, a predicted model, not a curated record
AUGUCAGGACUGGCUAUAUUCCAUGAAUUGUCCGUGGCCUAUGAGCUGCUGUCCGAUCCAAAAGCGCGUGCUGCAUACGAUGCGGUCAUUGCAGCUCGGAAGGCAAAAGAAUUGAAGGAUUCCAAAUUGGACCAGAAACGGAAGAAGAUGAAGAUGGACCUGGAAGAAAGAGAGGCAAGAGCAAAACUACUCAAGCAGCAAAAGGCUGGAGUCUUUGUGUUUGGCACUCCAUCUUCCAGUGCCUCUGUUUCCGAAGCGGAUGCUCAGAAAGCGCUCGAGAUCGAGAUACGUCGCUUGAGAGCUGAGGGAUCGAAUAAACUCAGACAGGCACAAGAAGAUUUGUUGCGCUCGAACAGUACCGAGGGGCUGAAGAAUGGCAAUUCAGAGGGACCCAAUGAUGCUGGAGCUGCGCGUACAUCAAGUGCUAGCCCACUUCCAACGGCUGAACACAGGGCAAACUCCGGCCCUGCCACAGCUCGAGCCAACACUAUCAGAGCCAAGUGGAGCAAGAAAAUCGAUCGCGAAGUAUCUAUAAAUGAAACUCUAGUUAAGGAGACAUUCAAGUGCUUUGGUAUGCUGAGCAAUGUAGGCUUGUUGAAGCACAAGCGCGUUGCAGUCUUGGAGUUCUCAACUGCUGAUGCGGCCCAGCGGGUAGCACAGGCCGAUAGUUCGGAGACCAAACCCUUUGUAUGCAAUGCAUUCGGCACAACAGGAAGUCUGGGUGUAAACGUGGGCGCUAACGACAAGGAAAAGACCACGGGUGUGGAUAGCGUAGCUGGUCUAGCUGGGGUUGCUUUACCAGAGGGCAGAGAGGAAAAAUCGGGACGCUUCAAAACAGUCCCCAACACACAGCCGGCGGCUGAAGUUGACUACGAAGCCUCAGUACUAGCAAGAAUGCGACACGCACAGGAUAUGAAGAUUGCGCAUGCAAAGGCGGGCCCCACUUUCCGACUCACCGAGGCACAGCGAGACCUUGAGAGUCCGGCAGCCCGCAUAGCUCGGCAGGAAGACGAGAGGAAACGGCUGAUAGCGGAGAUGCUAGCCGAAGAUGGCGACGAGCCCUGAUAAGAUAUGCAAGCGGUAUAUUUACACGGUCAGGAAGACAAAAAUCCUAGUAAUAUGUACCUUAACGAUUUGCAGACAUUCUCGGAAGCCAAUGAGGUGACCUCUGCAUCGGUAUACAGGCUGAUGAAAGAUUUCUUUAUAUUCCAUUUCUAUUGGCGAGUGUUUCCCAACCCACAACACCAGCCCUUAGCGGCCGAGGCACUGAAGUUCUCAAGGCAUAAAACAGGCACAUAUACCGCAUGAUAGUAUUGCGCCAACCGGAUUUCGGUCGAACGUUAGCCCUUGGACUGCAUCCCGAUAAGAGGUCCGCCCACACUUGUGCAGCACAUCUGUGCUCUCAAAGGACCUCACAGAAAUAUCUCGACCCCAUAUGGUGAGCCUAUAUGCUACGUCAACAUGUAUCUCACCGAGUUGGCGAUGCCAUAUAUUGGCGCUAACUGAGUUGCCACUGCCAUCUCUGACCUUUGAGCGUCAAUGCUACCUGAACCAGCCUGUCAUCUACAAACGUGGAGCAUAACCCACGUUUAUGUACGAUGCGUGGGGUUCAACUGUAUGAGCAACCACUGCAACUACUGCGAUUGUAGCUUUAUGGUUCAACAAGCGUCGCCGGUUGUCGUACAAUACAGAUGCUCUUGAUACCUUGACCGAGGGUCUCACAAGGACAU